AUGGCUGCUGGCAGCUCCUCGCAACGGUCCGCAAAGGGUGCGGGAGGGGCGUUAUCGUACCACACAUCGUCAUACUGGAACUCUCGCUUCGCCACGGAUCCACGCGAAGCAUCGGGGUUCGAGUGGCUCUCAUCCUCCUCCUCUCUACUCUCCUGCAUCCCAUCAUGCAUCCUAACCUCACCCUCUCCCAGGAUCCUACACAUCGGAGUUGGGACGUCGUCGCUAUCCCUCGACAUUGCACGAUACUUCCACGCCCAAGAUGGCGAUUGCUCGAGAGCGGCGGGAGUGAUGAAUGUCGACUUUGCACCGCGAAGCAUCGAGUUCCAACGCAGCGCGGAACGACAGUGGCUCCAAUCCAUCGCUCACUCAGUCGAUGAGGUCAUGCCGUACAAAGUGCUCGAUUUGUUGGAUUGGAGUCAAGUUUGCGAGAUGCAGGGCGGAUUCGAUGUGGUGCUGGAUAAGAGUACCGCCGAUUCGAUAUCAACCGGUCAAGACCUACAUCUCGACGACUUGCCGACGAAUGCACACCCGGCGCUACGCAAAAUCGCUCAGCAUACCAAGGCGAUACCGACGAUUCAGGUCUUGGGCAUCCAUCUAGCUGCGCUGGUUAAGAAGGGAGGUGUCUGGCUGUGCCACAGCUACAGUUCGGAUCGAUGGGCGGAUGUGGUCGUUCCACCCGACGCUCAGCAAGUUUGGCCCUGGAGGCUCGGCGAGGUUGUAGACAUACCCGUCGAGUCGGAUAUCCCGAAUGCACCUCAGAUCCAGCAUCACAUCUACACACUCCAUCGAAUCUAA
This is a messenger RNA of Moesziomyces antarcticus, 795 nucleotides long. RefSeq lists its product as uncharacterized. The record is from RefSeq and is a predicted model, not a curated record. Lineage: Eukaryota; Fungi; Basidiomycota; Ustilaginomycetes; Ustilaginales; Ustilaginaceae. The transcript has a single exon. The coding region runs from base 1 to 795 and encodes 264 amino acids.